GUUGCGACGCUGAGUUCAAAUUGGAUCGCAGAUGCACCAACUGUUUAGUUAAUGGAAUUGAGUGUACAAACAACAGAGUAAAGCAGAGAUCUGGACCCAGAAAAAUACACAAUAAAACCAAAGAGGCUAUUAAAAGCCUGCUAGAAGGAAGUGGCGCGUUCAGCAAUCUUCGAUUAGCCACUACGACCCACAACUUAGGUGGUAUAAUCAAUCCUGCCACCUGCGAGAAAAGCUCAAUCUCGCUAAGUGAGAUUCGACCGUACCUCACAAUUUAUAAAUCCCGAUAUUAUGCACUCUGGCCAGUCCUGUCUGCUGAUGAUUGUCUGAACAUUCUCAACGAGAGCUCAGUUCACAUAAACGAUAGCACAUUUUUCAUACUCAAUGCCAACAAUGCGUCGUUGUACGCACUCUCAUGCGCCUUGUGCGCUGUAAUUGCAAGACACACCACCCUCUGGUCCCAGGAGGAAUUUGAUACAAUGGCUCACUUAGGGCUCAAAAGCUGUCCCCCACCAGAAACUUACGUAAGGGAGGCAGAGCGAGCUAUCUACAUGUUUGAGCUUGACGGAAUGCUCACGGAAGACCAGGUUUUAACUAACUUUUUUCUGCAUAUAUAUUUUUCAUCCCUUGACGAGGACAACCUGCAGGAAUUGGUCUAUCUCAGACAGGCAAUCAGCUGCGCGCAAAUGCUUCACCUUCGAGAUAACGAAGUUUUGGGAGAAUCGCCAAAAGAUACAUCGCACAGAUUUAAAAAGAUCUACUACUUACUUCUCAUCACAGAGAGGUAUGUCUCGUUCAAAAAACAGCUACCGGUAAUAUUGGAGCCAACAAUGCCACUUCCCAGUUUGGAAGACGAUGAAGCCCCGGAUCUGCUACCUGGAUUCAUCGAACUUGCGCAAGUAUUCAGUGUUCCUGAUUGCGCGUUCUUUAACAAGUACUCGCUCCGUGGCACGACAGCUGCAUUUGAUCCUUUCAGCGAGAACUUCGACCUAAUGUUCAAAAACGAAUGGAUCCAGGACGUGCAAACGAAGCUCUCUAGGUCUGUCGUUCAAGUGCGCAACCAGUCUCAAAAGGUCAACAUAUUAAUUUCUCGAACAUGGUUGCAAUCAAUUGCCUGGUUAAUGGCUAAGGAUCGACUUCUUCUAACGCCUACAAGUGAUCAAUCCAAUUUCUUUGAUCCAAGAUAUCCGAUUCAUAUCGCAAAAGACUUUCUGAUACAGACUAAAGACUUGCCUUACGAGGCGUUUGAAACAAACGGUAGUGGUGUCAUCGUGAAACUAAGCGAAGUCGCCAACGCCUUGCAAACCUUCAUUCGAUUGGCUCCAGGAUCGCCCGAAACAGCUUUAGCGUUAGACGAGCUUGCAUACAUCCACGGUAUCAUCAUGCAGCAGAACUCCAACAGUUCGCUCGAGCCUCUCAUACACCCUAUCACUGAAACUUUGGAAUCUCGCAGGUUCAACUUCUAUCGAAACGGCUGCGACGUUUCUUAUCCAAAAAUAGAGUCUGCAGACUAUGAAGAGAACGAAAACGACCAUACACCAGAAAUCAUUGCCUCCAUGCCGGAGAACUUGACUCUGACACCUCUUUUGGGCGAGUUCGAAUUUCCAAAGUGAACAAAUACUGUCUCCUCUUCAACUAGCGACAAAUUUCACCGGCAUAAUAGCAUAUCAUCAAAUAAUUAGGAUUGCUAUUUUGUGUCAACUAAGGCGCACCAGGUGUGUAAAACGGCGAAGCAUUAGGCCCUAGCUGUCCGAGAAAAAAUGAAGCUGUACCCUUUGAUGUAGUGGGCUCUUUGUGUGCUGUGAGAGGAUAAAGUUGGCCGGAUGACACUUUUUCCAAAGAUGCAAAUAGCGAGGAAGAAACAUCCAGUCGGAUACCAGAUGUCUGUCUGUGUUGCAAAUUCGCUCUUGAUCCAGAAAAAGAAUUGCUGAAAAUAGCACUGUCCUGUCUCUUAUUGCAGCGUACUAGUGAGCUUGAGCGUGUCAAUGCAGGUUCAUAAUAAGCAAAAUCAGAGGACAGCUCGUGACGUGUUUCUCGCAAGCCAUUCUCUUUCCAAGACUCGAGGAGAUUAGAGAUUUUGGCGAACAGGGCUCGCGGCAAGUCCAUUCCUGCUUUGUACUUCAACACCAUGUCGAAUACAGCCACCAUGCGUUCGUAGGCCAGCUCGGUGGUUGCUGGGUCAACAUAGCUUUUGAUCACAAUGUACAGAGAGUCUGCUAUCUCCAGUAGUUUCAUUGAGAUAUCGGGUCCGUUGCAUCUAAAUGCAUGAUCGGGGAGAUUCUGUAGACUGCUGAGAAGCUCAUUUGCAACUUUUAGAGGAAAGUCAAUUUUGAAACAUUCGUGUUCUACCGCGGUACUCUCAUCAGAAACAAUUAGAAAGUUCGCAGACGCAAUUAGCCAGCCCAAAGACUGGAGCCAGGCUUUUGAGACAAUGACAUUCACUUUUUGAGCACUUGUUGCAAUUUUAUCCACAUCAAUUCUGAUUUGGAGCUUCUGUUGGAGUUCAAGGAGCCAGAGCCGUUUCAACUCUGUGGAUCCGUUCAAGGUAAAAUCCUGAAACAAGUUGGUCUCUGGAAUCUGGAACAUGUUGUGGGUGCGCCCUGUCUCGAGCACUUUAGUAUGAAGCUCAACAUAGAAUUGCUUAUCUGUUGCACUGAAAAUUGCACACAGAGUGGUGAACCCGUAGAGUGAAUUUGAGGAUUUUUCGAAAUCUGCCUCAGGGAGUGGGAUUGAAGGUUCAAGAAGAAUAGGCAGAUUAGUUUUAAAGCUGACAAACCUUUCAGUCACCACGAGCAGAUAGUAGAUUUUUUUCUGUCUAUGAGCCUCAAAGGGUGACAAAUGAAGCAGCGAUUGGGGUUCGCGCAUUUUCAAGACAUCUGCAAAAGAAACAGCUUCA
Messenger RNA from Ogataea polymorpha, 2893 nucleotides. RefSeq lists its product as uncharacterized. The coding region runs from base 477 to 1610 and encodes 377 amino acids. The record is from RefSeq and is a predicted model, not a curated record. The transcript has a single exon. Lineage: Eukaryota; Fungi; Ascomycota; Pichiomycetes; Pichiales; Pichiaceae.